AUGGAACAGUAUCAGGAAAGAAUCCAAGGGUUACCAAAUCCUGAUGUAUUUUUCGGUAAAGAUAGAUUUCACAAAGAUCUAAAAUAUAUUCUAACUUGGACAGUAUCUGAGAGCGUUAAUCUUUUUGGUGAGGGCCAAUUACCAUUUAUAAGCAACAGUUGCCCAUAUUACAACUGUUAUGUCACUAAUAAGAGGAGCCUGCUAAAUCAAGACUAUAGAAACUUCGACGCUAUUGUCUUCGACGUAAAUGAUCUUAGACGGUUAAAAAGCAAAGAAAUGCCUAGAGAGAGGAACACUGUACAAAAGUAUAUAUUUUAUGGCAGAGAAUCUGCUGACACUACACCAAUUUGUAGCUUGUACCUGGAUAACUAUUUUAACUGCACUUGGUCAUACAAAUUGCAUUCAGAUAUCGUCAGUCCAUUUAUUGAAGUUAAAGAUUUCAAAGGCAACGUUAUAGCUCCAAGUUUGAAUGUGAAAUGGAUUAAAAAUAUGACUGAAUUGACAAAUAAACAGAUAGCAGAAAUGAGAGUAAAGUCUAAAGCGGUCGCAUUGGUAAUGCAGAAAUGCUACACUAGAGUGACUGUUGAAAAAUUGAUGUUUGCAAAAAAACUACAAUUUGCUCUUAAAGAACAUUCAUUAGUUCUCGAUGUUUAUGGGUGUAAAAUGUUACGUUGUCCAGAUGAAGGUUGUUUAAAAGCUAUAGAGAGAGAUUACUAUUUCUAUUUAGCAUAUGAAGAUAGCAUUACAGAAGAUUAUGUUACUAGUGAAGUACUAAAAGGGUAUGACUAUGGUGCAGUGCCGAUUGUGUACGGCGGUGCUAAUUAUGAUCACUUUCUACCAGAGGGAUCGUACAUCAACGCAAGAUUAGCUAAUGUUGAAAAAUUAGCUGCGACUAUCGACUAUAGUAUUCGAAAUCCUGCUGUGUACCAACGUUUUUUCCGUUGGCGUAACCACUACACAAUCCACGAAGUAGAAAACACAAUUGGAAUCUGCAAACUCUGCGAAUAUCUACACGACGAGAGAAAGUUUAACACGAAGAGUGUUUAUGAGAAUUUCAGGAAAUGGUGGUAUACCGGACCUUUGCUGGAGAGGUGCUAUCCGAGAGGUGCUGAAAAAGAAAAUAUUGUGCUCUCAUAUAUGAAUAAUACAAGGAAACGACAUUCUAAUCUGUAA
This is a messenger RNA of Achroia grisella, 1173 nucleotides long. Its product is annotated as alpha-(1,3)-fucosyltransferase C-like. Gene Ontology annotation, cellular component: membrane. Bases 1 to 1173 code for a protein of 390 amino acids. Lineage: Eukaryota; Metazoa; Arthropoda; Insecta; Lepidoptera; Pyralidae. The record is from RefSeq and is a predicted model, not a curated record. Gene Ontology annotation, molecular function: alpha-(1->3)-fucosyltransferase activity. The transcript is spliced from 2 exons.